GCAGCCACGCCCCCUAGACCUCAGCUCCCCAAGAAUUGCCAACCAAGUCUCGCCCUUCCACCUGGUCCCACCGUAAACCGUGCCCUUCGGAAUAGUCAACUAAGCCACGCCCCUAGGCGUUGUCUCGACCCAGCUCCGCCCCACAGUCCUAGUCAACCAAACCCUGCCACGGACCUGAUGCCCCCCCAGUCCCGUCCAAUUCCAAAUCCUGCGCUGAUUCGCCCGCAGGGCCCAACCGCCUCUCUCCCCAGAAGAAAACUAGCAUUUCUCUUCCACUCGCGGCCAGAAAGAGACGCCUCCCGCCCGACCACCCCUCGUAAUCUUACGGCUCAGCUACCGAGGCUCCGCCCCUUACGCUGUGCGAGGCGCAGAAACCGGAAGCAGAAGUGGACUCAUGCGCCUGCGCGAGCCGGCGGCCAUAUCUCUUCGGUCCCCGUCUCGAGUCCGAGGUAGUUAAUUACCUCCGUUCGUGUCCUUCCCGGCUGCCUCUGGCCAGCGCCAGGUCCGACCCGCUGGAGGCGGAGAGGUCGGCAUUUACAGGACGGCCUCUCGGCCGUGCCUCCUAUCCCCGCUGGAACCCAGCGGCAGGCCGCCGUUCGUCCCGAACUCACUGAAUCCGGAGCUCUGGGCUGCGUGCAGCAGCCGGGGUGAGUCGGCUGUAGGUUAGAGUUAAGAGAACCACCUUCGUAUUUAAUCGGCCUUCCAAAGCAUCUUUUGGUGUCUUCGCAGAAAGUAAAAGCAUCCCUGCCAUUCGGGUUACGGGGACGAGCGCCUCCACCUCGUCUGUACGUUGGUCUGGAUUUCAGCGUGUUCGGUGAGCACGGGGUGGUGACAUUUGCUUCAACUCCGUUCCCAUCUCUCCCCUCCUGGGGCAGGAGAUAUUUGAUCGGUGAACUUUACCUUGCCUGUGGGCAUCAAUUUGAUACAUUAUAUCCAGCUCUAACUUCUCAGUACUCUGGCUUUCUUCAUGAAGGGAACAUGAAAGAAGAAAGAGCUGCUGAGUUGCAGGAAAAUAUGACACAGGACUCAGUGGUCUUUGAGGAUGUGGCUGUGGACUUUACCCAGGAGGAGUGGGCUUUGCUGGAUCUUGCUCAGAGGAACCUCUACAGAGAUGUGAUGCUGGAAAACUUCCAGAACCUGGCCUCAUUAGGGUAUCCACUCCACACACCGUAUCUGAUCUCCCAGUGGAAACAAGAGGAGGACCUGGAAACAGUGGAAAGAGGACCUAUCCAGGGGGAGCACCAGGAAGGUUUUGAGACUCAACUUAAAACUAGAGAAUCAGUUACUCCACAAGAUGCUUAUGGACAAAAAAUAUCCAAUGAACAGAAGAUAGUUAGAUUCAAAAGGAAUGAUUCUUCGUCAUCCAUUUUACACAAAAACGGGGAAUACCGGGGUAUUUAUUAUCAGAACAAAAACCGUGAGAGACAUUUGAGAAGCCCCGUGGUGGAGAACGUCAAUGAACAUAGUGAAGAAAAUCGGCGUGGACAAACCUUCGGCCAAAUCUCACAUCUGAAUAUACUGAAGAGAACUACUGAAGUAAAGUCCUAUGAAUGCCGCGAGUGUAAAACGGCCUUCACAGAUCAUUUAUCCCUUAAAAAUCACAUCAGGUCUCACGCCGGAAGCAAACCCUAUCAGUGUAAAGAAUGUGGGAAAGCUUUUCAUUUUCUUGCUUGUUUUAAGAAGCAUGUGAAAACUCCCACUGAAGGGAAACCCUAUGAAUGUAAGGAGUGUAUGAAAGCCUUCGCUUGUUCUUCAUUCUUUAGGGCACAUAUGAAGAUUCACACUGGAAAGACGAACUAUGAAUGUAAAGAAUGUGGAAAGACCUUUAGCUGUUCUUCAUCCCUCACAGAACACAAAAGGAUUCAUAGUGGAGAUAAGCCUUAUGAAUGUCGGGAAUGUGGGAAGGCCUUUAGUUGUUCCUCCUCACUCUCCAAACACAAGAGGAUUCAUAGUGGAGAUAAGCCAUAUGAAUGUAAGGAAUGUGGGAAGGCCUUUAGUUCUUCCUCUCACCUUAUAAUACACAUAAGAAUUCAUACUGGAGAGAAGCCUUACGAAUGUAAAGAGUGUGGGAAGGCCUUCAGUGAGUCCUCAAAACUCACUGUCCACGUCAGAACACACACAGGAGACAAACCAUAUAAAUGUAAGGAAUGUGGGAAAGCCUACAAUUGUCCCUCCUCCUUAAGUAUCCACAUGAGAAAACACACUGGAGAGAAACCCUAUGAAUGUCUGGAAUGUGGAAAAGCCUUCUAUCUUCCCACUUCCCUGAAUACACACGUGAAAAAUCAAAGUAGAGAGAAACCCUAUGAAUGUAAGGAAUGUGGAAAAGCCUUCAGUUGUCCCUCAUCCUUCAGAGCACACGUGAGAGAUCACACCGGAAAGAUACAAUAUGAAUGUAAGGAAUGUGGGAAGGCCUUUAGCCGUUCUUCAUCCCUCACGGAACAUUUAAGAACUCACAGUGGAGAGAAGCCUUAUGAAUGUAAGGAAUGUGGGAAAGCCUUUAUUAGUUCCUCCCACCUUACAGUACAUAUAAGAACUCACACUGGAGAGAAACCUUAUGAAUGUAAGAAAUGUGGAAAAGCCUUCAUUUAUCCCUCAGCCCUUAGGAUCCACAUGAGAACACACACUGGGGAGAAACCCUAUGAAUGUAAGGAAUGUGGGAAAGCCUUUCGCCAUUCUUCAUACCUUACUGUCCAUGCAAGAAUGCACACUGGAGAGAAGCCCUUUGAAUGUCUGGAGUGUGGGAAAGCCUUCAGUUGUCCCUCAUCCUUUCGAAGACAUGUAAGAAGCCACACUGGAGAGAAACCCUAUGAAUGUAAGGAGUGUGGGAAAGCCUUUGUGUGCCCUGCCUACUUUCGAAGACAUGUGAAAACUCACAGCAGAGAAAAUACAUAAAUGUCAGAAAUAUGGGAGUGAUUCCAAGGCAUUUUCACAUCCUCCAUCUAACAUUGCGGAGAUACCCUAUGAAUGUAAGAAAGCAGGAAGUUGUUGCUUAUCUGUUUGAAGACUCGAGAACUCACAGCUGAGAGAAACCUGUGUGUGUAAACCUUGUGGUAAUACCUUCAAUGAACAUCACUUAACUGUGGAUAAGGAAGCUUAACCAGAAGCGCAGAUCAGUGACUCACCUUGAAAGUGGACUGCUGGCUCAUUGAUUUUCACUUUCUGUUUUCUGGUGUGAAUAUUUAAAGUGAUAAGUUGAUAAGUUUUCCUCUAAUACUUUUUCAGCUCUAACCAUGCUUAAAUUGUGAGGUACUUUUAUUUGGGCUGAGACGUAAAUGUUCUUCAUAACAAAAUCUUUUGGACCCGUAAGGGGAUUUGAGGUGUUUUUCAUAGGCAGGCAGGAGUGUUUUUUUUUUUUUUUUUUUAAUUAGUUUCUAAUUAAUGCUCAUUGUUCUCCAAGUAUACGAUCAUUAUGGUAUCAACACUUUGGUAUUUGUGAUUUCUUUUGUAAUUUUUUUCUUGUAAUUGGUAGUUUCAUUUUGAUCCAGCAGGGUAGAUACUGGAAAUUGCCUACUCGGUAUUUUUUUCUUUUUUCUUUUUUCAUACUUAUUUAUUUUGGGGAGAGCGCAAGUGGGGGAGGGGCACAGGGAAGGAGGAUAGAGUAUCUGAAGCGGGCUUUGUGCUGAUGGGCUGACAGCAGUGAGCCCGAUGUGGGGCUUGAACCCACAACCCUUGAGAUCAUGAUCUGAGCUGAAGUCAGAUGUUUAACGGACUGAGCCACUCAGGUGCUCCUUUUCUUUUUCUUUCUUUCUUUUUUUUUUUAACUAAGAACUUCUAGUUUUUGAUGUUAUCAGUUUUUACUAUUAAAAGCUUUUCCUGUCUAAUAAGCAAUUUCAGCAGAAAUUAAUAAGUGCGAAGUUCUCGAAAGAAGAGUCGCCUCUGAUACCUUGUUUUUGUAUGUUGUUCUUUGUCCUUACUCAAGGCUGGGAGUUGGACCCAGUGUUUUGAGUUUAAAAAGAGACCUUGUGAGAAGAAAGCUAGAAGUAAAGUUGGUUGAGCUGGCUUGUAUGUGUUGGACAUGGUUGGGACUUCAUUUCUCAAAAUCAUUUCCUUCAUCCAGUUCCAGGUUAGAGUUGUUGGAAGUAGUUUGCAUGAAAUGGGAAGGCAGAAGAAGCCAUUAUUCUUCAUUUAGUGGAGCCAUCCAAUGAAGACAGAUGCAUAGGGGCUAGGUGGGCUUCAGUUUCCGGCUCAUUUUCCUGAUUACUGGACCCACCAAUCAAUUCUAGCUUGAAACAGAACAUUAUAUGUUUUCACUUCAGUAACCUCAGAGACAGCAGCUCUGUAGACCUCUCCAUAAGUUCCUCCAUCAUGGUCAUACACAGCUUCUUAGAUUUUCUGGCAAGUUCCAGCACUGUCAUUUUGCUGAUAUUAUAGUCCCUCCGGCACAUCAACUGAAUAUGUAGAAUUGGCGCCAUUUUGGAGCAGGAUUGUUAUCUGUGGCCCAAUCCAUCACGUCACUUUGCUCAAGGGGAAAGACAGCUAUGUAAAUCCCCUGGGACCUCAAGUGAGAAGAGCCGUGGACAGCAGGGAAGAUUAGUUAUAAUUGUAGGCAUCAGACAGGGUGUCAUCCUAUUUUACUGGAGGAAGAUGUAUAUUUGACACCUUCAAACAUUUUUCUGCUUUUUUGAGAAAGAGGAGUUGUUUAUGCUUCUUCAGGUACAUUUAGCUAUACUUUUCCCUUCCGUUACAUUUCCACUUUAUUUCUGAAAGUAUACCUAUGGCACUUUCCCUUUAUCAUUUUCUGCUCUUUUAGUAAAGCAUAUAUAUACCAAUAUGCAUGAAGUGUGCUACUCCUAAGUGUAUAACUUGAUGAAAUUUUACUUAUGUACACACCCUGAUAAUCAGAACAUUCCCAGGAUUCCAGAAAGUUUAUCUGCCUUGUCAAUAAUUGUUCCACAAAGGAAACCACAAUUUUGACUUUUCAUUCAAUUUAUUAGGUUUGCUUAUUCUUGAUUUUCUUGAUCUUUAUCUAAGUGCUUAAAUACAAUAUGUACAAUUACGUGUUUGGUUUCUUAGUGUGGUGUCUGGUUUACGUUUUAAUUGCUCCUUUCACAGACUUAACACUUAUUUCUCUUGAUAUAUGUUUUGUAUGUAGGAAUGAGAUCACUGGGUAGACUUUAUCUUUAGUUUUGGUGGUUACUGCAGUUUUUCAAAAAGGUAGAUUACACCUAUCAUCCUAAAAGCAAUGUGUGGAAAUUGCGAUGAUUCCAUUUUGCUGGCCAAACUUUCUAAUUUCAGCCAUCCAGCAGAGGAUAUGGUAACAUCCUGCUUUGGUUUUAGUUUGCAGUUACCUGAUAUGUAAGGAUGAGAAGUACGUUUUACGUGCUGGUUGGAUAUCUUUUAUGAGGGCAUCCUGUUAAAGCAUUUCACCCAUGCUUAGUUCCUUUUUUAUUUGAAGGGUUUCUAGGUAUUUAUCCUUUAUUGUAUGUAUGUGUAUCUCUAUAUCUAAGUACAUAUACAUACAUAUAUAAAACCUUUAUAUAUGUGUGUGUAUAUAUGUUACGUAUAUUAUAUAUACAUAUAUUACAAAUAACAUUUCCCAGUCUCUGGCUUCUCUUCACUCUUCUCAUUUUUGUAAGCUAUAAAGAGUUUAUUAUCUUGAUGAAUUCUGUCUGUGUGUCUUGGCUGUGCAUUUUUGGGUUAGCUAUUCUUCCUGGCAGGCUGUUUCUCUCUGCUGUAGGUCCCAGAAGAUCCAGGCUCUUUCUUUCCAUGUUGAAGUCUCAGGGAGAAAAGAAUCGGUGGCCUUUUUGAAUAACUCCAAUAUGUUGAUUAUAAUAGAAUCUGACUGGCUCACUUGCUAAUUGUUAUCGAGUCACAGUGCAGUGCCCCGAUUUGUUUAAGGCAGGCUCCCAUGCUCAUCCAGAAACCAGAGUAGAGUCUGCACUGAGUCAGAGUCCUGACAAUUGUCAUGUAUACAGAGAGGGGAGGAGGCAGCAGUGGGCAAGUGCGGAUAUGGGAAUAGAGGUAAUCUUGUCUGCUAGCAUGUUGUGCUUACUGUGGUCUUAGCAGUAGUGGGGAACUGAAGUCUGGUAACUCAGCAAGGGCUAAGUAAUUGUAGAAAUCCUUUCAUAAAGGUUAGAUGCCAUCUGUUAACAUACCUUUAGAUUGCUAAAGAUGGCUUCUCAAUCUCUAUGUUGCUUUGUAGUAUGUAGGGAAAUCUGGGAGUGAGACAAUUUUUUUAUUCUUCAUUUGUUUCUAUAUUUUUAGAAUUUCCUUACCAAUUUUCACAAAUACACUGAGAGUAUGCUUGGAAUUGGCAUUGACUUGAUGCAAUAACCUGAAUGAAAUUGACACCUUUAUGAUACUGAGUCUUCCAAUUGAACAUCAUAUAAUCAUCCAUUUACCAAGGUUGUGUGUAAUUUCUCUUAACAGUAUUUCAUGGUUUAAUUGUAGAGGUCUUGAAUAUUUUUAAUUUAUUUCUAGGUAUGUGGUAUGUUUUACUUUGUAAAUAUUUUUAUUUAUUUCCUUUUUGAUUUUUCAGCUAGCGCGAAUUGCAAUUUCUUUUUGUACUUUGAUCUUUUUAUCCAAUGACAUUCAUAAAUUAAAUUAUUAUUUGAAAUAUUA
Molecule: messenger RNA, 6561 nt
Organism: Neofelis nebulosa (Clouded leopard)
Lineage: Eukaryota; Metazoa; Chordata; Mammalia; Carnivora; Felidae
Product: zinc finger protein 699
Exons: 6
Coding region: 979-2892 (637 amino acids)
Biological process (GO): regulation of DNA-templated transcription
Source: RefSeq, a predicted model, not a curated record